AUGGCCACCCUCUACAGCCUCCUCCUCACACCAUCCCUGAUAUGUACCAUUCUUCUCCUUCUCUCUCUCCUCUCUCUCACCUCCUCCCACACCAUUCAUGACCUACUCAAAAGCAGAGGCUUACCUGCAGGACUCUUCCCAAAGAAUGUAAAAUCAUAUGAUCUUGAUAAGAAUGGUCACCUCCAAGUGUAUUUGGAUCAGCCAUGCGUGGCAAAGUUUGAGACCAGGGUGUUUUUUGAUAAUGUUGUGAGAGCUAAUCUCAGCUAUGGUGGGCUCAUUGGUGUGGAGGGUCUGUCUCAGGAAGAGCUGUUUCUUUGGUUACCAGUUAAGGAUAUCAUAGUCUAUGAUCCGUCUUCUGGGCUCAUUAUGUUUGACAUUGGUCUUGCUUACAAACAGCUUUCUCUCUCUCUCUUUGAAGACCCUCCUGUUUGUAAUCCUCAGGGUUUUUCGUUGGAGGAGAAUGGAAGGAAGGAGUUGGGUAUUCAAGUUCAGAGAUAA
This is a messenger RNA of Ilex paraguariensis (yerba mate), 498 nucleotides long. The record is from the annotation of a GenBank genome assembly. NCBI's taxonomy places the organism in Eukaryota, Viridiplantae, Streptophyta, Magnoliopsida, Aquifoliales, Aquifoliaceae.